AUGAGCAUCCCGGUCCCGGUCCUGCUCACCUUCCUGGCGCUGUCAGCCUGCCAGGGCCACACGGCCGCUCUGCUGCAGACCUCCAACCUUCUGAAGGAGAGCAUCAGGCUGGUGAGCGAGAUCCUGGAGACGAAGGUUUCCUGUGACAAGAUGAACGUGACAAGUAUUUUUGCAGGCGAUAAGAAAGAAAACGAUAUGGAGAUCCUAUGCAAAGCCACCACAGUCGCUUGGGAGGGCCGGAGCUGCCACAGGCACCUGGAGGGCGUUUACCUCAACCUGCUCAGUCUCGUCCGAAGGAAAAGCACAGUCCACAAGGCACCGUGUCCCGUGGCAGCAGGCAACACUACUUCACUGAAUGAUUUCCUAGUGAACUUACGCAGAGUCCUCCAACGAUUAGUAAAAGACUAG
This is a messenger RNA of Pygoscelis adeliae (Adelie penguin), 408 nucleotides long. It is a transcript of the gene IL4, whose product is annotated as interleukin 4. Gene Ontology annotation, biological process: negative regulation of macrophage activation; positive regulation of receptor-mediated endocytosis; negative regulation of chronic inflammatory response. The coding region runs from base 1 to 408 and encodes 135 amino acids. The transcript is spliced from 4 exons. Gene Ontology annotation, molecular function: interleukin-4 receptor binding; cytokine activity; growth factor activity. The record is from RefSeq and is a predicted model, not a curated record. Gene Ontology annotation, cellular component: extracellular region. Lineage: Eukaryota; Metazoa; Chordata; Aves; Sphenisciformes; Spheniscidae.